Messenger RNA from Rhopalosiphum padi (bird cherry-oat aphid), 447 nucleotides. RefSeq lists its product as uncharacterized. Bases 1 to 447 code for a protein of 148 amino acids. The transcript has 2 exons. NCBI's taxonomy places the organism in Eukaryota, Metazoa, Arthropoda, Insecta, Hemiptera, Aphididae. The record is from RefSeq and is a predicted model, not a curated record.
AUGCUUGCCCUGGCUUUUAUUCCAUCUGACAAUAUACCUGCAGCAUUUGAUGAGCUUAAAGCGACAUUUCCUCCUGAAGCUGAAGAAGUUGUCCAAUGGUUUGAAGACAAUUAUGUACAUGGCCGGAUUCGUCGCCGAAACCAAAGAAAUGAAUUAAUGGACCACGGAAUUCCUAGGACACAAAAUAUUGUCGAAGCUUGGCAUCGACGUUGGUCAACUUUGGUUGGUAAACCUCAUGUUGGAGUUUAUACAAUAAUAGAGGAGCUUCAGAAAGAACAACAACGAGUUGACUUAGAAAUUGAAUGUAUUAAUCGUGGAGAACCAAAACCGAAACCGAAAAAACAAAUAAUUGACAGAGAGAAAAGAAUAAUGACGGUAUAUAAAGAUAUAUCAAAUAGGAGUGUCUUAGAAUUUUUACGGGGUUUGGCUCAUAAUAUAUCGAUAUAG